Messenger RNA from Hevea brasiliensis (rubber tree), 826 nucleotides. Its product is annotated as FCS-Like Zinc finger 6. NCBI's taxonomy places the organism in Eukaryota, Viridiplantae, Streptophyta, Magnoliopsida, Malpighiales, Euphorbiaceae. The record is from RefSeq and is a predicted model, not a curated record. Bases 180 to 626 code for a protein of 148 amino acids. The transcript has 2 exons.
AUUUACUCCUCGGUUUCUGGCUCUUCCUUUAUUUUCCCAAUCUCCACUUCUCCUUCACUUCUCCACCCACCUCCUCUCGCUCUCUCAAGAUUAAUUUCCCCUUCCUCACUGGCAAGAAAAACAAUCAAGGAAGAAAGGAGUGGCUGAAGCUGCUGUAAAGGAAGGAGAGCUGCGUAAAGAUGUUGUUGGGGAAGAGACCGAGGGGUCCAAUGAAGAGAACAACAAGCAUGUCAGAGAUCACCUUUGAUCUAGACUGUGAAUCAACUCCACCGUCGUCUGAUCCUCACAUCGCCCAUAAACAGAUGGCGGGAUUUGGUGGCCAGCUAGAUCAGCGGUUCUUGGCCGCCAACGUUUCACCAGGAACCCAUAGAAGGGUUUCCGCUGAUUUCUUGGGGACUGCUCACUUCUUGAGGUCUUGCUCCCUCUGCAAGCGCCGAUUGGUCCCUGGCCGUGACAUCUACAUGUAUAGAGGGGAUAGUGCUUUCUGCAGUCUAGAGUGCAGGCAACAGCAAAUGAACCAAGACGAGAGGAAAGAGAAGUGCUCAUUAGCAUCUAAGAAAGAAGUUGCAACCUCCAACACCGCAUCAGAAGUCUCCACCAAAGGCGAGACUGUUGCUGCUUUGUAGAGGCACCUGCAGCCCAGAAUGGAAAAAGAUUCCGCCCGCUUAAUUCUAUCAAUAUAUAUAAAAUGUUAAGUGUAGAAUUAUAUAUAUGCAAGUGGGUUUGAUGCAGCUAGCUUUUGUAUGCAAAUGGGCAAAUUUUGAAGCUGUUAUUUUAUGUGGAUCCACAACUCAAGCAAAGCAUCUCCAAUCUUUAGUUCUUCCAA